This is a messenger RNA of Aspergillus ibericus CBS 121593, 5956 nucleotides long. RefSeq lists its product as uncharacterized. Gene Ontology annotation, molecular function: metalloaminopeptidase activity. The transcript is spliced from 19 exons. The record is from RefSeq and is a predicted model, not a curated record. Bases 289 to 5742 code for a protein of 1817 amino acids. NCBI's taxonomy places the organism in Eukaryota, Fungi, Ascomycota, Eurotiomycetes, Eurotiales, Aspergillaceae. Gene Ontology annotation, cellular component: exocyst.
CCGGUAUACCCACUUCCCUCUCACUUCCAUCUUCCAAUGCCCAGCUGCUGCUUAUCGUCCUAGUCACUUCUCCACGUCGUUCAUUUCCAACCUCAAUCUUACUUGUGCACACGACCUUCCCCUCGGAAAUUUCAGCUAUAACUAGCCCUCCUCUUGCCCCGCCCCCUCCCCCCAAUCGGCCCUUGCUUGCUCCGUACAACCUUGAGAGCUGUGUUCUUGGACUCUUUGGAUCCAAGGCCACCUUCUGCUCGGACACCUGCAGCUUCUCUUUCCAAUCUCCGCCUGUCGAUGCUCUUUUCCCGCCCUCCAAUUCGCCUUGUCUGGACUUCAGCUUUUCGAUCGGCUCGCAAGUCACCCCUCCCGCAUUCCAGGCUCUUUUCCAGCUCCGCCCCGCGCUUCAUCACCGACAUGGAGACCGUGGACACCUCUGAGCGCCUGACCAGGUUAAGGCAGUUGAUGCAGGAGCACAGGGUCGAUGUAUACAUCGUCCCUUCGGAAGAUAGCCACCAAUCCGAAUACAUUGCUCCAUGUGAUGGCCGUCGAGAAUUCAUCUCGGGUUUCUCCGGAUCGGCAGGAACAGCAAUCGUGUCCAUGUCAAAGGCAGCACUGUCUACAGAUGGCCGAUAUUUCAACCAGGCUUCUAAGCAACUUGACAGCAACUGGGCGCUCUUGAAGCGAGGUGUUGAGGGUGUUCCAACCUGGCAGGAAUGGACUACCGAACAAGCCGAGGGAGGAAAGGUCGUCGGAGUCGAUCCGGCUUUGAUCACACCCGCGGGUGCGCGUAGUCUUUCAGAGACUCUCAAGAAGAAUGGAUCAUCACUCGUGGGCGUCGAGCAAAACCUUGUUGAUCUGGUUUGGGGGAAAGAUAGACCGUCUCCUCCAAGGGAAGCGGUGAGAGUUCACCCGGCGAAGUAUGCGGGCAGGAGCUUCCAGGACAAAAUCAGCGACUUGCGCAAGGAGCUGGAAAACAAGAAGGCAGCUGGCUUCGUUAUCUCAAUGCUCGACGAGAUUGCGUGGCUGUUCAACUUGAGAGGUUCUGACAUUCCAUACAACCCCGUGUUCUUCUCCUAUGCCCUCAUCACGCCUACUACCGUCGACCUUUAUGUCGAUGAUGAUAAGCUGACGCCGGAGGUGAAAGCUCAUCUUGGCCAGGAUGUCGUCGUCAAGCCAUAUGGAUCUAUCUUCGCAGAUGUCAAAGCUCUCAGCGAAGCGCGUAAGCAGGACGCAACAGGAGCAGCCCCCAAGUUCCUCCUGUCAAACAAAGCCUCAUGGGCUCUCAGCCUUAGUCUGGGAGGCGAGGAGCAGGUCGAGGAGGUUCGCAGUCCUAUUGGUGAUGCUAAAGCGAUUAAGAAUGAUGUGGAGCUUGCGGGGAUGCGCGCAUGCCAUAUUCGCGAUGGGGCAGCCUUGAUCGAGUACUUUGCCUGGCUCGAAAAUGAGUUGAUCAACAAGAAAACAACUUUGGAUGAAGUGGAUGCGGCCGAUAAGCUGGAACAGAUCAGAUCCAAGCACGAUUUAUAUGCCGGCCUGUCCUUCGAUACUAUUUCCUCCACAGGCCCUAACGGGGCCGUCAUUCAUUACAAACCCGAGAAAGGCAGCUGCUCUAUCAUUGACCCUACUGCCAUCUACCUCUGCGAUUCCGGCGCCCAGUAUCUGGAUGGCACCACUGACGUGACUAGAACGUUCCAUUUUGGACAGCCUACAGAGUUGGAAAAGAAAGCCUUCACCCUGGUUCUCAAAGGUCUUAUUGCUAUUGACACUGCAGUGUUCCCUAAGGGUACCAGUGGAUUUGCUCUUGAUGCUCUUGCUAGACAGUUUUUGUGGAAGGAGGGCCUCGACUAUCUCCACGGAACGGGCCACGGUAUUGGCUCUUAUCUGAACGUCCACGAGGGCCCCAUCGGUAUCGGCACCCGUGUCCAGUACACAGAAGUUCCGAUCGCUUCGGGCAACGUUAUCUCUGACGAGCCUGGGUUCUACGAGGACGGAAAGUUCGGCAUUCGCAUUGAAAAUGUUAUCAUGGCGCGUGAGGUACAGACCACUCACAAAUUCGGCGAGAAGCCAUGGUUGGGCUUCGAGCACGUCACAAUGGCUCCUCUGGGCCGAAAUCUGAUUGACGCAUCCCUCCUUGUCGACCAUGAAAUCAAGUGGGUGAAUGACUACCACACGGAGGUGUGGGAUAAGACUCAUCACUUCUUCGAGAACGACGAUCACACACGCAAUUCUGGUAUGAGUGGCAGAAACCCCUACGCAACCGGAUACGGAUACUCCGACACCAACCGCUAUGACCGCAGUGAUGGCGGAUACGGCAGCAGCAAUAACCUGGGGAUGAACGGUUACGGAGGAGCGGGCGGGGGAGGGAGUGGGGGAGGGAGUGGGGAAAGAGAGCGUCGCCCAGGUGGAUAUGGAGGCUUCUAUCCAGAGACGUCACAACCAUCCUUGUCCCCAGGCCAGUCGCCGGAAGGGCGACGUGAAAGGUGGGACAGGGAAGGCGAACACUCAUCGUCGCGAUCCCGCACAAGGGAUGGAGAGGCAGAUAGGAGAGCGCUCGGCUCAAGGGAGGGUCGCGCUCGAGGAGAUAGUAGCUGGCUAGGGAGUAAUAGCAGCGGCGAGAAUGUCACCGGUCAUGCGGCAGGUCCUCAGGCCAUUGAAGACGUACUGCAAAUGGUGCAGCGGGAGUGGGACUUCGUGGCCUCCGAUAAUUGCAUUCCGGUAGAAGUAGCUUUACAACUAAUGGAUACCAGCACCCUAGGAAAAGCAGAUCGCGAGCCAGACUUCAUCAGCAUAAAUGAUAAGAUCCAGAAAACGUUGAAGUCGGUUGUCAAUGAGCAUCACCAGGGCUUUAACAGUUCCAUUGGUACCUACCAUAAGAUUCAGUCGAGUAUACAGAGCUCACAGAGUCGGGUUCGCAAUCUAAAGAUCUCACUAGAAGAGGCGAAAUCGGGGCUACUAUCAACUAAACCCGAGCUCAAUGGACUAGCCACGUCGUCUCAGAAGUACGACGAUAUAAUCCAGUUGUUCAGCCAAAUACAAGAGAUUCAAUCUCUUCCUGAAAGGCUAGAAUCUCGGAUAUCGGACAAGAGAUUCCUUGCGGCUGUUGAGGAACUGCAUAAUGCCCUGCGACUUCUGCGACGCUCCGAAUUAGAGAACAUCGGAGCCCUCGCAGACAUUCGGGCUUACUUCGGGAAUCAGGAAGCUUCCCUUACAGACAUCCUCAUUGAAGAGCUGCACGAUCACCUCUAUCUUAAGUCCCCCUACUGCUCGAGCCGGUGGAAGCCACCGACGGCUGACGGGGACGGGAAUGGAGCCAGCCCGUCAAGUUGGGCUGGGACGAGUUCAUGGGAGAGGCCUGUGUACGCAUUCCUUGGAAAAUUGGACGCAUCCACGCCCAUGGUCGAAGACGCUUCGCGGAAUCCAGAGGCCGACACAUUCUACUACAUACAAUUGCUGAUAGAAGCUCUGAACAAAAUGGGACAUCUGGACAUCGCAGUUGAUCGGAUAGAGCAACGCCUUCCUGUUGAGCUGUUCGCGGUCGUUGACAAAACGAACGCCGAGGUUGAUGCAAGACAUCCAAACUUGACCCGUGGGUUUGUUUCGCAAGACAGCAAGACAAAUCUCCCAACAGAAAUAAUCGAAAAACGUGGUCAUGUGCUAUCCGAGUUCUUGUGGACUUUGUAUGCCAAGUUUGAGGCUAUUGCUGAAGGUCAUCGUGUCUUGCAUGAUGUUAUUGCCGCCAUCGUGGAACGCGAAGGGAUACCAAAGGGCAAUGCGCUCGCGGGUGGCUUCAAAGAGCUCUGGAAGCUUUACCAAAGCGAGAUCCGGUCCCUCAUGCAUGACUACCUGGCCACUGAUGGAGAGUCAUCGUUCAGGCCUAGAAUUGAAGAAGCCGAGGCGAAACGUCAACUUUAUACAGGCCAGAGAGACAAGAACAAGAAAAUGUUUAAACUAUCCGACACGGAUCACACCUCCGAAAUACAGGCGGAACAAAACGAAUUGGACGAGAUUCUAAGGUCUUCUGUUCCUGGAUUGGUUACCAAAUCAAGUCAGAAAACCGCUGCCAUUGAUACAUCCGAGCCCAGACAAGGGAAUUCGGGAACUGGCCAUAAGAUCCUUAUUGAACCGAGCGUAUUCAACAUGAGCCUUCUUCUUCCCCCUUCGCUCUCCUUCAUUCAACGACUUAAAGAAAUCGUCCCCGUGGACUCUGAUAUUGCCAUGAGUACAUUGACAUCUUUUCUGGAUGACUUCUUGGUUAAUGUUUUCCUUCCACAACUUGACGAGACCGUAACAGACCUCUGUACUCUUAGCUUUAUCUCGCCAGAUGCUUUCACAGAGGACCCUCAAUGGUCUGCAGUAUCACCUCGGCCGGUAUUUAGGGGUACGGUCAAGUUUAUGUCUAUCAUAAGGGAGUUCAGCAAAAUGCUGUCCAGCAUUCCCCAUGACCAAGCCUUCACACAGCUUCUCCUUUCGCAGAUUGUAACAUACUAUGACAAGUGUUGCGGAUGGUACAAAGCCAUUGUGACCAAAAUAUCUCCUCGGGACAACGGGGAGGUCCGGCUUAAGGCCGCGGCGCGUUUUGCGGAAUCGGGCGACAUCCAUGACACGAUUACUGAACUAUGGAAGGGGGUGGCUGGGAGUAAGUGGGAGCUGGUAGACAAGGAAACCGACUUUCUUCUCAAAUCAACGGAUGAAGUACCGCUGGAGCCAUACGACAUCAUAUCUGAUCCCAAGACAGUCGUGUCCUUGUCCCUCCUUUUCAACAGCAUGCAAUGGUUCGCAAGCCAUCUUGCGCAGCUGCGUCAGAUCACGCAGCCAGCCUCCGACUCGCGGCAGGCUGAAAAUCGGCCAGCUAACCGCCGCUGGACUCUGAUCGGUGCUAUGAAACCCAAGUGUGAGGGCGUCAACCAACCGGUAUAUCUUCCUUUGAACCAGGAAACAGCCACCGUUUUCGACACCACUCUUCAGUCACUGCGUAAUCUCGCAUGCACUGCUCUCUUCGCCUUGCACGUCGACAUCCGCUGCGGCAUCAUCCACAUGCUGAAGCGGACAAUGACCGGCCCGAAAGCCCGUAAUGCGCGGGCUUCUGAACCCACUACACCAUCUCCAAGCUCUGUCGCCAAUUGGUGGCACAUCCUUUCAAGCCAGCCGACUGCUGCGUCCCCUACGGUACUUGAGCUGAACAAUGAUCUGAUCGCAUUCGACACCAAUCUUUCGUCUUACCUCGGGGAGGCUGAGCGAUGGUUUAUUACGUCUGGGCUUGCUAGAUUCAUUGACCGAACAUUCGUCGCGAACACCUGUCAUAUAGGGGCCAUGAAUGAAAACGGCGCGCUCCGGCUCCAGUUGGACGUCUUGGUGCUGCAACAGAACCUGAAGAACAUCAUCCUAGACCCAACGGAGAAUGCAAGCAAAGAGGACAGUUCUAACUCGCAGGAAAACGGCGAGCAGCCCGAGGUUGUUGCUCUUCCUCGUAGUGCCAAGUUUUUGGAUUGGUUCCUAGAAGGUGCGGAGAAAGCCUUGGACUAUGCAAAAGACGAGAAGGAAUCGUUUGCCGCCCAUGGGGACCAAGCGCUGGCCGCUGGCAACGGCGAGCCCUUCACGUACGAUGAGCUCAAGGUCCUCAUUGACCUUUGCUUCUCGGAUGCCCUGUUAGGCCCUCGCGGUGUGGAGAACCGGGAAGAGUACAUGGCCGCAAAGAAAGCCAGCGCCGACGCGCUAUUGAGAUUGAAUGAGGUGAUGUGGGAUUCCAAGUGACGGAUCAGUGUUUUCUGACUUGUCGUCGUCCGCCCCAAGGAUCUCCGGGGUUGUGCUGGAGACAGCCUUGCCUGGACGCUGAGGGUCUCCCAUUCGUCCACUUUACCUGAUUAUAGAAAGACUCGGAACUAGACAGCAUUGCAACAAUAAUCCCAGCGGACAUUAUUCAUUGUUAUUAUGAUCAUAUUAUUAUUACUACUGAAAUGUCCUGGAC